AUGCUGCAGUGCCGGCUGGCCCAGGAGUUCAGCUUCGGGCCCCGGGCCCUGAAGGAUGCCCUGGUGUCCGUGGACCCAGCCCUGCAGCGGCUCUAUGCGUCCACCUUCUCCCCGGCUGAGCGGCUCUUCCUGGCCGAGGCCUACAGCCCCCAGAGGAGCCUCUUCCGCACGCUGCUCAUCCACACGGCUUUCGACUGGCUGCUCAGCCGCCCUGAGGCUCCCGAGGACUUCGAGACCUUCCACGCGGCCCAGCUGGCCAGGAGGCAGGGCCGGGGCCGCAAGCACAUCUACCUGCAGCCGAUCGGUACGGGGUCGGGGCACGCGCCCUGCCUCCCAGAGGGCUGGGGGCGAACCCCACAGGGUGGCAUCCUAAACUUCCUGAGGGACAGCAAGCCGGGAGAUGCGCUGUGCGUGCUGGGCCUGACGCGGUGCGACCUCUACCCCCACGAGACCUGGGGCUUCACCUUCGGCUCGUACCUCCCCGGGCAGGAAGUGGGCGUCUGCAGCUUCGCCCGGUUCUCAGGGGAGCUGCUGCAGGGGGCGCCCAGUGCCUUGGACCUGGCACCAGCACGGACGGCGGCAGAUGACUCCACGACCACCCUGUGGGACAGAGGCCAGAGCUUGUGCUUCAGCGCCCUGGGCACGGUCCAGUGCUGCAAGGUCACGUGCCACGAGCUCUGCCACCUGCUGGGCCUGGGGAGCUGCCGCUGGCUGAGCUGCGUCAUGCAGGGGGUGCUCAGCCUGGACGAGGCCCUGCGGCGGCCUCUGGACCUCUGUCCCGUCUGCCUGCGGAAGCUGCAGCACAUCCUGGGCUUCAAGCUGGUGGACAGGUACAAGAGGCUCCACGCCUGGACACAAGCCGUGGCGGAGACGCUGCGGGGCCAGGAGGCAAGACAGCCGGCCGCGUCGGAGGACACGCCGCCAAGCAGCGCAGACUCGGGCUCGUGCUGUGAGAGCGACUCGGAGCCAGGCACCAGCCCCUCGGAGCCCCUGUCCCCCGACACCUGGACCCACGCCUUCGCGGCAGAGCUGGACCCCGGGGGUGGGCUGGGGUCCUUGGUGGCAUCGGAGGCCAUCACAGAGCAUGGACGGUGGCUGGCGAGGUGCAUCCGGGCCCUGGAGAGGGAGGUGACGGGGGAGGAGCUGGCCCGCGUGGACGGCGUGGUAGACGCGCAGGCCCGGUGGGAGAUGUUUGCGGGGCGCCUCGCGGUGCCCGGGCCGGGCCGGGCCCGAGGCAGGGAUGGCGGGGGGCUGCACAGGGCUCUGGGGGACAAGCUGUCCUCCCUGAGGAAGAGGCUGAGCGUGCGCAAACUGUCCCGGGCCGGCUCUUCUCCCUGUCACUUGAAGGCAGAGGACAGUUAGCUCAGAGCCACCACCUGCCCAAUGUCCAUCUUCCCCAGGACCCCACUGCCUGGCGCUGGCCACCCAGGGUGCCGCGGGUCCCAGGGAAGCCGAGGAAGGUCGUCGUCGGGCGGCCCACCUGCUCCCAGUGCCCAGCCUGGACUUAGCCGUGGUGGCGGGAGGCAGGGCGCGCUCUCUGCAGCCUCUGGCCUCUGAGCCCCUCCAGUGUUUACAGCUGGGGUGACGGGGCCUCCACUCACUGUGAACUCGGCUCCCAGCCUCACAGCUGGCUCCCCUGCCCCAAGGGAAGUGAAGCGGUUCACUUCUGCUGACAGCACCCCCCACCCGAGGGUGCUUCCUGCGGUGCCGAUGGCCUUCCGGUCCUCAGGACUGCACGGGGCAGCUCCGCGAACGUUCCGGUGGCUGCCACCCACCUCGGCGUGUGCCGAGGUCUGCUGUGUGUUUGGACGGUGCUGGGGGACAGGGGUGCGUGUGACGCAGGUGGGAAGCCGGGCAGGGCCCGCCUGCUGUCACUCGGUGGCGAAACAGGUGGCCGCUUUCUUGGGACAGUUCCUGACACAGGUGGCCUGGGGUCCGGACGGGGAGUGUCCCUCGAACCCUCUGUCUCCCGUUUUCUCGUCUAGUUCUGUCCCUCGAUCCUCGGCAGCUGGCUGAAGCCCGUCGUGAUCUCCAGCUGCGGCUGUGGAGUCGGCCGUUUUUCUCUGAUUUUGUUAGGUUUUGCUUUAAGCCUUUCGUGCGCGUACCCGGGUGCUGUUUUCCCGACGGUGCGACCCUGUUUCUACGGUAAACGCCCCAGUCUCUGCUCCGUGAGCGCCCCAGGCAGAGGGACUUCCGGUCCCGACGGCGGAAACGCCUGUGGCGUGAUGAGUCGGGUCACAGCUACCGUCCCCUCUGCAAGGGGGGCUCGUACGGUUUGCGGGGUAUACAGUCUUGCGGCCUUUUAAGAAAAACUACAGGAUAAAAUCUAGAAGAGGAGGGGCCCCCCACGCAGGCAGCCUGAAGCCGCCGGUGCCACCAGGGGGCCCUUCGGAAAGAGGCACAGGGUGCGUAGUGCUGGGCUUCGGGCGGCAGAGGUGCAGCUCCUCGGUGCCCAGGCCUCCUGCACGGCUCCACAGAGGCACCAGCGAGCCGGCAGACCCGCGAGAGUGUGACAUGGGGACGGGGAGGUCAGGGCCUGGGCCUCUAUCGCUGCGACAAACCACCCAA
This is a messenger RNA of Pteropus alecto (black flying fox), 2568 nucleotides long. RefSeq names its product archaelysin family metallopeptidase 1 (gene AMZ1). The transcript has 5 exons. Gene Ontology annotation, molecular function: metallopeptidase activity. The record is from RefSeq and is a predicted model, not a curated record. Lineage: Eukaryota; Metazoa; Chordata; Mammalia; Chiroptera; Pteropodidae. Gene Ontology annotation, biological process: proteolysis. The coding region runs from base 1 to 1362 and encodes 453 amino acids.